UUAUUGUAGGCUGGGCACGGCCCUGCUAUGUUAUAAAAACUUAAGUGUGCGCCAUAUUUCUUCCUGGUUGGUGAACAUUUACAAUGUCAUGGCGAGAAACAAGAUGACCUGUAUUUGGAUAUGUGUUAUGCUAUUCUGUGUAUGUGCGACUAAGGAAACGUUAUCUCCUUGGAUAAACUUUACCUUCGAUUCACUGCAAGAUGACUAUAAAAUCACUGAGAAAAUGCCCUGGUGGGACGCAGCCAACUUUGGAUGUGAUUUCGAAAAAGGGAUUCUUCUACCGCACAACAACAUUCCGCAAAAACUGAAAAGUAAAAUGAAAGCAUGGAAAAAAUACUGGGUUGGUGCUCUGGAGGUAUAUACACCUUGGAAGUGGACAGAGGACAAAUCUUCCAUUUUCUUGGCCAUUGGAUCACUGAAUGUUUCAGGUUACGAAGAUACCCUUAACAUAAUCAAUGCCAAUGACCCGUAUUUGUGUCAUAAACUGUGCUCGAAUGGAAAUGUCGGUUUGCAGGGCAGGUAUUGUUAUUGUUUGAGGCACAAGAUUACUCCUUCGGUUACCCACUCAGGAAAUAUUAGAUGUCCCGGAUCAUUUGAUCAGUACUGUGGUGAUGAGAACUCCAUGACAGUUUAUGACGUAGAUGCACCUCAAAAUUUAACAUUUGAUCACCAUAAUCAACCUACAUGUGGAUAUUUGUACACCGAAACUGAUGACAAUGAUUAUAUUUACAAGUUGACAUUUACUAGAAACUGUGAAAACAAGUUCUAUUAUGCUUGUCCAAAAACUGCACUGGACAGCAAUAAUCGUGAAUGUGACCACAACGUGUGUAUAUCGACGAACAAAGCCACAUGGAGACAUGCUAUGAAUACAUGCAAAAACAAACUAUUUAAAUUAACGACCGAUGUUAUGAAACACUUACAGACAGUGAUUUCUAAUAGUAAUGGUUGGAACUGGUGGUCCAACACUAAACUAUACUGGAUUGGUCUUACGCGAAACAGGAAGUGUAAAUGGAUAAAUGGUACUGAUUUUGCGAAAGACUUACUGUACUACUCUGAACGCCCGUCUAUACAAGAAUGUAUUGCUGUGUACAGGACAUAUUCAGGACACCUGCGCUUUAUACCAAAACAAUGUUCAACAGAACUGAGAGCCUUUUGUCAGCUAU
Molecule: messenger RNA, 1163 nt
Organism: Gigantopelta aegis
Lineage: Eukaryota; Metazoa; Mollusca; Gastropoda; Neomphalida; Peltospiridae
Exons: 7
Source: RefSeq, a predicted model, not a curated record